ACAACAAACAACAACACGUAAGGGCCUUAGAACCGUAAUAUACGAAGAAGAUCAAAACGGGGAAAUAUUAUGAAUUUGAAAAAUGUAUAGGCAUUCAUUAGUUAAAAUUUUAUUCGUCAUUUUAAAACUAAUUAAAAUAUCAACUGGUUUUCUGGACAUUGAAGAAUUAAAAGAACUGAAAUAUGGAAUCGAAAUCACGAAGAAACCAGUUUUAUUAUCGGAGAUUAAGGAAAACACAUUGCACCUUUCUUCAAAAUAUGGACAAAUCUAUCAAUGUGCCAUUCCCAUUAGAGAUAUAAAACCAAAGGAAAGUGAUACAGAUUCCAAAAAUGACACUGAUGUCACUGUGCAGUCAGUUUUGGAUUCUUCACUUCAAGGGCAUUGUUUGUUUUAUACACUUAAUUGGUGGACCUACAAAGUUUGCUACAAGAAGGAAAUAACUCAGUAUCAUGAAGAAAAUGGCAUUGUACAUGGAGAUGUCAUAAGCCUUGGAACAUUUCAUUCAGAAAAGGAAUGGAAUAAUACGAGUUCACAGAGCAAAUCAAAAGAAAUCAAAUAUCAUUAUCAUAAGUAUGUCAAUGGUUCAGUUUGUGAUCUUGUUGGGAAAAAGAGAGAAACCACUGUUAAGUUCUUUUGCAACGAAGAUAUGGUUAAUGCUGUUGUCUCCGUUGAUGAACCAGAGACCUGUGUGUACACGAUUAAUGUGCAAAGCAAAUCACUUUGUACACUACCACUCUUCAAACCGCCGAAAAAGGAAAGUGCUAAGGAUAUAACCUGCUCGCCAGCUUUAACCAAGCACCAGUACGACAAGUAUCUCCUAAAAGAAGAAGAAAAAAUAAAAAAGAAGAAAGAAGAAGAACGCCUGCGUGCAGCUGAGGCAGAAAAGCGAAAAAAAGUUCUUCACGAGGAAACUUUGUCCGAUCCUCUUGGUAGUUUCGUAACAGCUUUUCAGUCCUUUCUAACAACACCCGCACAGGCUGCAAAAGACAAAUCGAAGGAUGGCGCACCAAAAGAUGACUUGAGUAAUUUCUGGAAAGACUUUGGUAUUGAUCUAUCAGGUACUAUUGCAAAGCCUGAAGCAAAAUCUGAGGAAGAGGUGAAAGGAAAAGAAGUGGAAAAAGAGACAAAAACUGAUUCAAAAGAUAAAACUGAAGCUGAUGAAAUGGUGGAAGAACUGAAUCCAAUGAGCAAAGGAGAUGGCAUGGUUUCCACCGAGGGAAAGCUGUUUGAAAAGAAGCUUAAGAAGGAUGGGUCAGUUGCAGAAUUAACAGAUGAGAUCAAGAAGCUGUUUUCUUUACAGGAAGCAAUUGAUGAAGUGGAUAAGCAAGCAGAGGAAUUGAUAAAAAAAGACAGGGAAAAAAGAACUAUAUUUGUUAACCAUUUUGGGAAAUCUAAGCAAAAAGCUGAAAAACAAAUAACCGACUUGAGAAUGUUGUUAAACCAACUGACAGUUAAGAAAAGCAGUGAGAAGGGUGAUAAGAAUGCCCAGCACUUGGAACUUAUGAUCAAGAAAAUAGAACAAAACCUACGAUUGUUUCAACAGCGGAUUGACCGUCUAAAUAAAAAGAUGGAGAACUCCUUGAAGCGAAGUGAAGCGUUUGAAAAGAGAUACAAAAAUAUACAAGACAUGUUUAGUGGAGGCAAGUCUUCCAAGAAAAACCCCCGAACGAAGGAAGAGCCCCUUGUUAGUCUGAAUGAAGUUUUGAAAAGCCUUCGAAAUGAACGUGAUGAAGUGGAUCGAAUUGCUAAAUCAGGGGACGAAUUAAAAUCACCCGAAGAUACAGAUGAUGUGGAUACAGAAAAGGUUGUGGCUGACACUUCAGAGAAAGAAUCCAAAAAGCAGGUUGAUCCUAUUCUUGAUGCUGUAAUUAAGAUGCUUAAACUUGGAGGAAAAAAAGAGAAGAAAGCGGAAGAGGCAAGCAAGUCAGAGUCAGCUGGGAGCUCCAGUGAAGAUGACCUGGAUUCGAAACAGAUUAAGAAUUCUUUGCCGUCAGAACCUUUGUCUUUUAAGGAGGGCACAGAUAAAGGCGAUACAAUAGGCGACAAUAAAAUCAAGGUAAAGAUCACUCAUCUUGGCAGCGAUGACGUGAAGCUACUUGAAGAGGAUGAAAAGCAGGAAGAGCUUGCUGGAACCAAUAAUGCAAACAAUAGGCUCAGAAAAGCUGGUAAAAAGAUCGAGAAUAUGGUUAAAGAAAAGUUGAAAAAAGCUGGUGUUGAUCUUGGAACAAACAUAAAGAUAAAAAUAAUAACAAAUGAUGGGCCAUUGUCAUCUUUAUCUUCGAAAAGUAAAACAGACUUUCUCACUGAUGAGACCGCAACGCAGUUCAAAGACAUGCUUGUCAACAUGUUGGGUGGCGGAACAGAAAAAGUUAAAGAGGAAAAAAGACAGUCAAGUAUGGAAGACAGUUAUAAGUUUGUCUGGGACAAAGAUGAAGGCACCGAAGAAAGAACUGAGGAGAAAGAUAGCAAGUCUUCUUUGCUUUGAUCAAUUUCCUUUCAAAAUUUUGAAAAAUUGUCGAUCCAGCUGCUACAUUUGAUAAAUUUCUCACAAAUAGUUUUAUGCAGUUAUAUAUGUCGGCAGAUUCAAUUGAGCGAUGGUUCAGAUCCAUAAGUUGUUGGAAGGUCGUAUCAGUCAGGUUUUAGUACAUUCACAGACUUUGUUGCUUGAGAUCAAAUAAACAUUUUAAACUAAUGCUUACGAUUCCCCUCGUCCUUUCGCAUGAUAAAUUUAUUAGAAAUACUUUAUUUUCUGGGGAAUAGAAACACCUGCGAAUCAAGAGCAUAUUAAUCCUUUGAAAGCUGUCUGCGAUUUUCUGAUGUUCAUUCUUUGUUCAAAUCUGGAAUGAGUGAUUUCAAAAUGCUUUACACUUCUAUAAAUUUAUUUGAUUUUAUGUUUUAUCUCUUAAAUCUCGACUUCUUCAUACGCUUCUAAAUUUUAUGUUUCGCAAUAAAAAUUUUAAAGUAUGUUUAAAUGUUAGUCAUUAAAUAUAAGAUGCUCAUUCCAGAUAAUCGUUACAAAGAAUGAUAUUAUUACAAAGAUGAAAUUUAUGUAAAGAUUUAUAUUGAACAUUCAAUUACACGCUUGAAGGCUCUUGCGCAACCGGCAUGCUUUGCGACUGUAUUUUCAAAACCGGCCUAAUAACGUACUGCAUGAAAUUACAAAUACGGCCCAUUGCAUCUCGUGUAAAAUACCACUACCGCAAAGCAUGUCGGUUGCUCAGGAGCCUUCAAUUGGUUGCAGCUGAAUAGGCCAAUAAGUAUUAAAAUGAUCUGCUAGGACCGUGGAUAGACUUUACGCUUUAUUCUGAUUUUAAUUUUAUUUAGAGACAAUCGAGAUGUUUUCAUUAAACUUUGUCGA
Molecule: messenger RNA, 3358 nt
Organism: Rhopilema esculentum
Lineage: Eukaryota; Metazoa; Cnidaria; Scyphozoa; Rhizostomeae; Rhizostomatidae
Biological process (GO): retrograde protein transport, ER to cytosol; ERAD pathway; endoplasmic reticulum unfolded protein response
Cellular component (GO): endoplasmic reticulum lumen
Source: RefSeq, a predicted model, not a curated record